CCCCCCCCCCAACACACACACACACUCUUGCCUGUGUGUCCCAGUCGUUGUAGCACGUGUGUGUGUGAGAGACCACCACCACUAUGCCUAGCUCCACUAUCAGACGUUCUGUGAAGAACGUGAUGAACAACUACUCCGACGCGGAGAAGAAAGUCCGAGAGUCUACCUCCAACGACCCCUGGGGGCCCUCGUCCUCUCUGAUGUCAGAGGUCGCCGACCUGACCUACAACGUGGUGGCGUUCAGUGAGAUCAUGAGCAUGAUCUGGAGACGCCUCAACGACCACGGGAAGAACUGGAGACACGUCUACAAGGCGCUGACUCUGCUCGACUACCUGAUUAAGACGGGGUCAGAGCGUGUGGCCCUGCAGUGUAAAGAGAACAUCUUUGCCAUCCAGACUCUGAAGGACUUCCAGUACAUCGACAGAGACGGAAAAGACCAGGGGAUCAACGUCAGAGAGAAGAGCAAGCAGCUGGUGGUCCUGCUGAAAGAUGAGGAGAGACUGAAAGGUGAGCGUUGCCAGGCUCUGAAGACGAAGGAGAGGAUGGCCCAGGUCACCACGACGGGGGCGGUGACACCAGGUCAGGGUUUCGGCAGAGGGUCGUCUCAACCCAACCUGUCGACCUCCUACAGCGAGGAGUACGGCAAGUCAGAGGGGUCACCUGCGUCUUACCACGGCUCCACGUCUCCGGUUCCGGGCUCAGAGUUGGAGCAGGCGCGUCCCCAGACUAGCGGAGAGGAGGAGCUACAGCUGCAGUUAGCCCUGGCCAUGAGUAGAGAGGCUUCAGAACAGGAGGAUAGGAUGCGUCGGGGAGAUGACCUGAGACUCCAGAUGGCGCUAGAGGAGAGUCGUAAAGGAAAAGCCCUCGGCGAUACCGGUUCUGGAAAACUAGCCAAGAAGAAGAGAGAGCAGGCCCAGUCCUCUCUGUUGGAUCUGAUGGAUGUUCCAGGGGGGGGUCCGGCCGACCCCUGGGGGGCAGGAGGAGGAGCUGCCGCCGCACCAGACCCCUGGCAGGCCUACGGUGCAGCCCCAAAGCCAGAGGCUCCAGUAGACCCCUGGGGCCCCACGUCCUCCUCUGUUCCCCCCAUGAAGAGCAGUGAUCCCUGGGGAACCAACACUGCUCCUGACCCCUGGGGAUCUGGAGGAACACGACCCAACACCUCCUACGCAGGUGGUUUGGACCUGUUCAGUUCGUCCAACGGUGAUGGUCGCGGUCUCUCCUCCCUGACUAGUGGUACCGAGGACCUGUUUGACCCUCUCCCCAGCAGGAAGACACCAGAGUCCUUCCUGGGUCCUAAUGCAGCAUUGGUCAACCUGGACUCACUGGUUACCAAGCCUCCUCAGCCUGCUCCUAUUGUCAACCCCUUCCUCGCCACCGCAGGAGCAGCCCCUGUAGCCGCCCCCCAGGCCAACCCGUUCCAGAUGGGCCAGCCUAACCCUCCGACCCUAAACCAGAUGAGGGUCAGUCCGAUGCCGGGCCUGAGUCUGGGAGGGGGAGCAGGGUUCAGCAGCUCCAUGGCGGACCCUCUGCCCCUCUCCUCCCUGGGGAUGGUCCCUCUGACGGGCCACAUGGUGCCUGGGGUUGGAGGGAUGGGCGGUAUCCCAAUGUCUCAGCCCCUCUUCAGCUCAGCUCUGCCCCCUACAGCGGGCACACAGCCCCCCGGGACCACCAACCCCUUCCUGUUGUGAGGGACACCUCAACUACAACCCCCCCCCUCAACUACACCCCCCCCCCCCAACCACCCCCUUCAAGACAACACCCCUGGAAUCCUCUCCUGUCUUUCCAGCCCCCUCUCUCCUCUUCCUCUCACCUCUCCUCUUCCUCUCACCUCUCCUCUUCCUCUCACCUCUCCUCUUCCUCUCACCUCUCCUCUUCCUCUCACCUCUCCUCUUCCUCUCACCUCUACUCUUCCUCUCUCUCUUCCUCUCUCUCUCUCUCCCCCCCUCUCUCUCUCUUAGCUCAGAUACUGUGUCCUGUAGACAGUAUCCCUGACUGUUACUGACUGUUUGUAAUGCUAGUUUCUGAUCAUAGAGGAAUCUAACUAACCUUCUACAACCCCAGUGAGCUGUGUGUCUUCCUCUCUCCUCUCUCCUCUCUCCUCUCUCUAGAGAGGAAUCUAACUAACCUUCUACAACCCCAGUGAGCUGUGUGUGAUGACUGACUGUUACUUCACCGUUAGUCCUUAGCUGGAGACGACUCCACUGCCCGGUACACUGUGUUACCCCCCCCCGUUACCGGCCACAACUUGUGAGAUCACUGCUGAGGGACCCUGACCUAAGACCCUGACACACAGCAACGUGUGAAUUUUCACCCCCCCCCCCCCCCCCCCC
This is a messenger RNA of Salvelinus fontinalis (brook trout), 2330 nucleotides long. It is a transcript of the gene epn2, whose product is annotated as epsin 2. Gene Ontology annotation, biological process: endocytosis. Gene Ontology annotation, molecular function: clathrin binding; phospholipid binding. The coding region runs from base 84 to 1688 and encodes 534 amino acids. Gene Ontology annotation, cellular component: clathrin vesicle coat; endosome; plasma membrane. NCBI's taxonomy places the organism in Eukaryota, Metazoa, Chordata, Actinopteri, Salmoniformes, Salmonidae. The record is from RefSeq and is a predicted model, not a curated record. The transcript has 10 exons.